Messenger RNA from Haplochromis burtoni (Burton's mouthbrooder), 10468 nucleotides. RefSeq lists its product as uncharacterized. NCBI's taxonomy places the organism in Eukaryota, Metazoa, Chordata, Actinopteri, Cichliformes, Cichlidae. The record is from RefSeq and is a predicted model, not a curated record. Gene Ontology annotation, biological process: DNA integration. The coding region runs from base 1 to 9354 and encodes 3117 amino acids. Gene Ontology annotation, molecular function: nucleic acid binding; zinc ion binding. The transcript is spliced from 3 exons.
AUGGUGGGGAGUCGUAGAGCGGAUGUUUUUUUCCUGGAGGAGUGGGACGUCGGCUUAGCCAAAGGUGUCACUCACCACAUAAGGCUGAGAGACCCUCGACCAUUCAGGGAGAGAUCUCGCAGAAUCGCACCUGCUGACAUUGAAGAUGUCCGACGCCAUCUACAAGAACUGCUGGCAGCCGGCAUAAUCAAAGAGUCACGCAGUCCGUAUGCUUCCCCGAUUGUCAUAGUCAGGAAGAAGAAUGGCAAGGUGCGGAUGUGUAUUGAUUACCGUCUACUGAACUCCAGAACCAUCCCAGACCAGUACACUAUGCCACGCAUAGAUGAUGCACUGGAUUGUCUGACAGGAAGCAAGUGGUUUUCGGUACUGGACCUGAGAAGUGGAUAUUACCAAGUGGAGAUGUCUGAGGCUGAUAAAGAGAAAACAGCUUUUAUCUGUCCUCUUGGGUUUUUCCAGUUUGAGAGGAUGCCUCAAGGCAUCACUGGCGCACCCGCAACCUUUCAAAGGUUAAUGGAGAGAGCUGUUGGAGACAUGAACCUGAUUCAAGUCCUUGUGUAUCUGGAUGACCUUAUUGUGUUUGGCAGGACACUGGAGGAGCACGAGGAACGGUUACUUAAAGUCCUGGACCGGCUGGAGGAAUGUGGUCUCAAAGUCUCCAUUGACAAAUGCCAAUUUUGCCAACCCCAGGUGAAGUUCUUGGGACACAUUGUCUCUGCCUCUGGAGUUGCCACUGAUCCUGAGAAAGUGAGUGCGGUGACUCACUGGAAGAAACCCACUGAUCUGAAAUCCCUAAGAUCUUUUCUCGGAUUUUGUGGAUACUACCGGCGGUUCAUCAAGAACUACUCCGCCAUAGUCCGCCCUUUGACAGAACUGACCAAGGGAUACCCUCCUGCACAGGGUAGCAAAAAGGGUGUCACUAAAGGAAAGCAAAAUAGCUACUUUCGAGUUGCCGAGCCUUUUGGUGAUCGGUGGACCCCAGCUUGUGAUGACGCCUUUCAGAGCAUUGUUUACAAGCUCACACAUGCUCCAGUCUUGGCAUUUGCUGAUCCAGCCAAACCAUACAUCCUACAUGUUGAUGCAAGUUUGGAUGGGCUAGGAGCAGUCCUGAACCAAGAGUGCCCAGAAGGACUCCGCCCGGUAGCGUUUGCCAGCCGCAAGUUGAGUCAUGCAGAACGGAACUACCCAGUUCACCAACUGGAGUUUUUGGCUCUGAAAUGGGCAGUAGUGGAAAAGUUCCAUGACUACCUUUAUGGGGCUAAGUUCACGGUGCGAACUGAUAAUAACCCACUCACCUACGUCCUGACCACUGCCAGGUUGAACGCGACAGGUCAUCGGUGGCUAGCAGCACUCUCCACCUAUGAUUUUAGUAUUCAAUAUAAGCCCGGCCGUGAAAAUGUGGAUGCCGACUCACUGUCCAGGAGUCCGCAAGACACAACAGAUGGAUGGGUGGAUAUCCCACCUUCUGGGGCAAAAGCUUUGUGUCGUCGGAUCACUACAGAUGGUUUUCAAGAACACACCACCAGAUUUGUUGACCAGCUGGGUGUUUCGCCGGACGCCAUUCCAGCUUUAUAUGCAAACUUCACUCAGAUAGAAGUGGGCCCGCUGGAACAGCUAAGCCUGAAAGAACUGUCAGAAGCCCAAGACUCUGAUCCAGUUAUAGGUGUGGUGAAACCUCAGGUUGAGAGAAACCAAAGUGUUUCAGCUUCCACGCAUCCAAACCCAGAUGUUGUGUUGCUGAUGCGAGAAAGAUCCAAGUUAAAGGUUAAGCGUGGCCUUCUGUACAGAGUCACCACAAGACCCUCUGGUCGAGAAGUGAGUCAGAUCGUCUUGCCUGCUAAGUAUCGGCCAAUGGUACUAAAAUCAGUGCAUGAUGAUGCUGGUCACCUGGGCACAGAACGAACUACAGAGCUCAUUAAAGACCGGUUUUACUGGCCCAGAGUGGCAUCUGAAGUUGCAACAUACAUACAGAACUGUGGAAGGUGUGUAGCUAGGAAGUCCAUCCCACAGAAAGCUGCCCCUUUACACCACAUUACCAGUAAUGGCCCUCUAGACCUGGUCUGCAUAGACUUUCUUUCUAUUGAGCCAGACUCUAAAGGCAUAGCUAAUGUGCUGGUUGUCACUGAUCAUUACACCAGGUAUGCUCAAGCAUUUCCCACAAAAGAUCAGAAAGCACUGACUGUCGCCAAAGUCCUUUUUGAAAAGUUCUUUGUGCAUUAUGGAUUGCCGGCUCGCAUUCACUCAGACCAGGGUAGAGAUUUUGAGAGCAAGCUCAUUAAGGAGCUAUUGACCCUGCUGGGCAUUCGUAAGUCCCGAACGUCACCUUACCACCCUCAGGGUGACCCGCAGCCUGAGCGUUUCAACCGUACUUUGCUGGCAAUGUUGGGCACCCUGGAUUCAGCUAAAAAGCCUAAGUGGAGCCAGCAUAUAAGCCAGCUAGUACAUGCUUACAACACCACUAGAAAUGAUGCCACAGGAUACUCGCCCUACUUCCUCAUGUUUGGAAGAGAGGCGCGACUACCCAUUGACCUGUGUUUUGGUGUGGGGUCAGAUGAAGAAAAUGACUUAAAGCACCACCAGUAUGUGGCUAACAUGAGAAAAGAACUUCAAAAAGCUUACCAGCUAGCCGCUGAUGCAGCUUCCAGGAACAAUGAACGAAACAAGAGACUGUAUGAUGCGAGAGUUCGGAAUCAGACACUUGAGGAAGGUGAUCGGGUGCUGGUUCGGAAUCUGGGCCUCACAGGAAAGCACAAACUACAAGACAGAUGGAAAUCACUACCUUACAUAGUGAUCGCCAAGUUACCCAAUCUCCCUGUGUAUCGUGUAAAACCAGAGAGAGGAACUGGUAUUGUGAGGACCGUGCAUAGGGAUCACCUGCUGCCCAUUGGUUACAUGGUCAGGAUGUCUGCUACAUCAGAAAAGACAGCGCGACCAAAGAGACCAAGGACCAGGGCACAGCAAGUAAGGUGUGAAGAUGAAAGUCAGACACAAAAUUUGGAGCAUCUGAGUGAAGAUGAUUGGUCCUCAGAGUCUGAAGAACAGUGUGUCUACUAUGAACCUCCUUUAGCCUUUCGCGACAGUGUUGAACCUCGACGUGAGGAGGUUGUGAGCCUUCCUGACCAUAUGGAAAGUGAUCAUCCCAGUGUUCAUGAAUUGUCCGAGGUGGAGGAACAAGGGGAAGAACUCUCAGUAGUAGUAGAUCAGACGGAGGAAAGUUCACAGCAACACCAAGACUUGGUGGGGGCUGAAGAGCUGGAGGACAGAGAUGUUCCUACACCUAGUAUCUCAGUUGGGGGUGCUGACUCACCAUAUGACCUCCAAACAAAAAGGAGAGUGAGACCUGUUUUGCGCCUCAGUUAUGAUGAACUUGGAAGGCCCACUGACAGACCUGUGACUAUUAGUUACCGAGGUAUGGUAAUUCAGAUUUGCUACGACCCUGACUCCCACACCAGCAUUAGGGUUUGUAUGAUGACUACUCGAAAAGAGUCUCAAAUUGCACCUGAGCUUAGUAGCUGGUGCAGUAAAGCAGGUAUAGACCCAAACCGGGCUUUUGUACUGCAUGAUGUUCCUUCUGAUUUUGACUUAUCAGACAUUGAAGAGACAGCUCAGUCAGUGAAAGCUUUUGGAAGAGUAAAAGUGAGAGAUAGACUAAGAGACACCCAGACAGGCAAUAACCUUGUGCUGUGUGAAUGCCGUCAAGCUACUCAGCCAGACCGCAUACCACCACAUGUACAGCCAUUGAAUGGAGGUCCUGUCUGGAAGAUUUCCCUCCUCACUGAAUCUGUGAGGUCAGUUGAUGACUUCUCAGCCAAGCUUAAGAAACUAAUGGUAGAAGAAGGCAAAACAAUUGAUGAUGUUAGUGCCUUGCUGUCUACUGAAACCCCACAGGAAAACUCCCUUGAAUCCAUCAUUCGGGCAGUCGGAGACCUGUUAGUGAAAACUAUGCGACCUACCAGUGAGAAUACUGCAUCUCGACGUCUGCGGAUAUUCUCUGGCCACUCUCCCACUCCAGCAGGUGAGGAGAGCCUGGAUAGCUGGGUUGAGCAGGCUCGCCUGAUGAUUGAAGAGUGUGACUGCUCUGAGAGAGAGAAGCGAAGGAGAGUAGUUGAGAGCCUAAAGGGACCGGCGUUGGAGAUCAUCCAAGCUGUACGCCGAGAUAACCCUGAUGCUAGCCCGGAGAGCUAUGUAGAGUCUCUAGAAAGUGCAUUUGGAUCCCUGGAGUCAGGUGAAGACUUGUACCUCACCUUCAGGAGCCUGGGUCAACAGCGAGGAGAAAAGCUGUCAGACUUCCUGAGAAGAUUGGAACGCUCUCUGACCAAGGUAGUGCAGAGAGGGGGUCUCCCUAGCCAUCGAGUCGACCGUGCACGUAUUGACCAGCUUAUACGGGGUGCAACUGAGUCAGAGAUAAUGUUACUGCAGCUAAGACUCAGAGAAAGAAAGGAAGAGCCACCCGCUUUCCUGAAGCUGCUCAGUGAGAUUCGAGAAGAAGAAGACCAUGCAAGAGUGAGGCAUGAGUCAAACACCACAGUUAGACAAGUGAAAGUUGGUGAAGAGACAAAAGCCAAAUCGACAGAGGUUCAAGAGCUCAAAGCCGAGAUCAAAGAGUUACGCUCUGAGCUUAAAGAGUUAACAAGCAAGCGCUCAGAUGCCGAGCUAAUGUUGAAACAAACCAAGAAAGUUGCUGAGACUGGCGCGGAGAAUGAAGUCCAACAGUUAAAGCAGCAAGUUCAACAGUUACAACACCAGCUGACUGUUAUGGCAGUGUCACAGGGUUCAACCCAAACUGACUCAACAAAGAGAGAUGGGAGGGCCAGACGAAGCAAGGUAAACAGACCAUAUGCUGCAAAAGAUUCAGAAAGUUAUUUCUGUUACCGGUGUGGGGAGAAUGGCCAUAUUGCCACCCACUGCAUGGCUCCUGAAAACACUGCCAAAGUAAUUCAGAGGCUACUCGGAGCCCUUCGUAGGAGCAAAGGGGGAAAAGGAGCUACAGGUGGCGCUUCUGAGCCCACACAGGUCGGUUCCAUCCGGAAAAGUUCCGUGCACACAUCCUCACAGGAUGGACUCCCAGAAGGAUUGGUUGGCCCGUCCAUGAUGACCGAUGUGACCAUAGAAGGACAACCAUGUAAAGCUCUCCUUGACAGCGGCUCUCGAGUCACCAUUAUAUUUGAGAGCUGGUAUUCCCGUUUCAUCCCCAAUGUGCCCAUUCUUCCUUUAAAAGAUCUCGCCAUAUGGGGACUGAGUGAUUCCAACUACCCAUACAAGGGGUAUGUGGCAGUUGAGGUGGGUUUUCCCCCCAACUCAAAGGAAGCUGUAGAGACAGUCACUGUCUUGGCCUUGGUGUGUCCAGAUCCAAAGAGCCCAGACCCGGUUCCUGUCAUCAUUGGCACUAACUCCCAGAAACUGCAUUCUCUGCUGAGAGAUUGUGAAGAGGUAGGAGGGAAAGAUGAGAUUCACUCACUGAGGAUAAAUAGUCUCUCCUCAGAACUGCCCUCAUCACUCAUUAGCCAACAAACAGGCGUGGUGGGUCAUGUGAAGUGGCAAGGCCCCGGGCCAAUCACUAUCCCUCCUUGUGCAGUACAGUAUGCAGUUUGUAAGGUGGAACAACAGCAGCCAUUAGACAAAAGUAUUCUAAUGGUGGAGGUGGGCGAAUCUACAAACCUCCCAGCUGGAGUGUUGGUCCCACCUGUAGUACUACCAUCUUCUGAGAUGGACACUAACAGUUUCACACUUCUGCUAAGAAACGAGUCCCAAAGAGAGACUAUUGUCCCCACUGGUACAGUGCUAGCUCAGGUGUACUUGGUGGACACUGUCACUGAGUUAACAAAGACCUCUGCCCAAGAAAGGUCUAUUAACCCUGAACUGUUUGACUUUGGAGAUUCUCCUAUCCCUGAAGAGUGGAAAGCCAGGUUAGCAGCAAAGUUAUCAAAAAGAGCGGAUGUUUUUUUCCUGGAGGAGUGGGACGUCGGCUUAGCCAAAGGUGUCACUCACCACAUAAGGCUGAGAGACCCUCGACCAUUCAGGGAGAGAUCUCGCAGAAUCGCACCUGCUGACAUUGAAGAUGUCCGACGCCAUCUACAAGAACUGCUGGCAGCCGGCAUAAUCAAAGAGUCACGCAGUCCGUAUGCUUCCCCGAUUGUCAUAGUCAGGAAGAAGAAUGGCAAGGUGCGGAUGUGUAUUGAUUACCGUCUACUGAACUCCAGAACCAUCCCAGACCAGUACACUAUGCCACGCAUAGAUGAUGCACUGGAUUGUCUGACAGGAAGCAAGUGGUUUUCGGUACUGGACCUGAGAAGUGGAUAUUACCAAGUGGAGAUGUCUGAGGCUGAUAAAGAGAAAACAGCUUUUAUCUGUCCUCUUGGGUUUUUCCAGUUUGAGAGGAUGCCUCAAGGCAUCACUGGCGCACCCGCAACCUUUCAAAGGUUAAUGGAGAGAGCUGUUGGAGACAUGAACCUGAUUCAAGUCCUUGUGUAUCUGGAUGACCUUAUUGUGUUUGGCAGGACACUGGAGGAGCACGAGGAACGGUUACUUAAAGUCCUGGACCGGCUGGAGGAAUGUGGUCUCAAAGUCUCCAUUGACAAAUGCCAAUUUUGCCAACCCCAGGUGAAGUUCUUGGGACACAUUGUCUCUGCCUCUGGAGUUGCCACUGAUCCUGAGAAAGUGAGUGCGGUGACUCACUGGAAGAAACCCACUGAUCUGAAAUCCCUAAGAUCUUUUCUCGGAUUUUGUGGAUACUACCGGCGGUUCAUCAAGAACUACUCCGCCAUAGUCCGCCCUUUGACAGAACUGACCAAGGGAUACCCUCCUGCACAGGGUAGCAAAAAGGGUGUCACUAAAGGAAAGCAAAAUAGCUACUUUCGAGUUGCCGAGCCUUUUGGUGAUCGGUGGACCCCAGCUUGUGAUGACGCCUUUCAGAGCAUUGUUUACAAGCUCACACAUGCUCCAGUCUUGGCAUUUGCUGAUCCAGCCAAACCAUACAUCCUACAUGUUGAUGCAAGUUUGGAUGGGCUAGGAGCAGUCCUGAACCAAGAGUGCCCAGAAGGACUCCGCCCGGUAGCGUUUGCCAGCCGCAAGUUGAGUCAUGCAGAACGGAACUACCCAGUUCACCAACUGGAGUUUUUGGCUCUGAAAUGGGCAGUAGUGGAAAAGUUCCAUGACUACCUUUAUGGGGCUAAGUUCACGGUGCGAACUGAUAAUAACCCACUCACCUACGUCCUGACCACUGCCAGGUUGAACGCGACAGGUCAUCGGUGGCUAGCAGCACUCUCCACCUAUGAUUUUAGUAUUCAAUAUAAGCCCGGCCGUGAAAAUGUGGAUGCCGACUCACUGUCCAGGAGUCCGCAAGACACAACAGAUGGAUGGGUGGAUAUCCCACCUUCUGGGGCAAAAGCUUUGUGUCGUCGGAUCACUACAGAUGGUUUUCAAGAACACACCACCAGAUUUGUUGACCAGCUGGGUGUUUCGCCAGACGCCAUUCCAGCUUUAUAUGCAAACUUCACUCAGAUAGAAGUGGGCCCGCUGGAACAGCUAAGCCUGAAAGAACUGUCAGAAGCCCAAGACUCUGAUCCAGUUAUAGGUGUGGUGAAACCUCAGGUUGAGAGAAACCAAAGUGUUUCAGCUUCCACGCAUCCAAACCCAGAUGUUGUGUUGCUGAUGCGAGAAAGAUCCAAGUUAAAGGUUAAGCGUGGCCUUCUGUACAGAGUCACCACAAGACCCUCUGGUCGAGAAGUGAGUCAGAUCGUCUUGCCUGCUAAGUAUCGGCCAAUGGUACUAAAAUCAGUGCAUGAUGAUGCUGGUCACCUGGGCACAGAACGAACUACAGAGCUCAUUAAAGACCGGUUUUACUGGCCCAGAGUGGCAUCUGAAGUUGCAACAUACAUACAGAACUGUGGAAGGUGUGUAGCUAGGAAGUCCAUCCCACAGAAAGCUGCCCCUUUACACCACAUUACCAGUAAUGGCCCUCUAGACCUGGUCUGCAUAGACUUUCUUUCUAUUGAGCCAGACUCUAAAGGCAUAGCUAAUGUGCUGGUUGUCACUGAUCAUUACACCAGGUAUGCUCAAGCAUUUCCCACAAAAGAUCAGAAAGCACUGACUGUCGCCAAAGUCCUUUUUGAAAAGUUCUUUGUGCAUUAUGGAUUGCCGGCUCGCAUUCACUCAGACCAGGGUAGAGAUUUUGAGAGCAAGCUCAUUAAGGAGCUAUUGACCCUGCUGGGCAUUCGUAAGUCCCGAACGUCACCUUACCACCCUCAGGGUGACCCGCAGCCUGAGCGUUUCAACCGUACUUUGCUGGCAAUGUUGGGCACCCUGGAUUCAGCUAAAAAGCCUAAGUGGAGCCAGCAUAUAAGCCAGCUAGUACAUGCUUACAACACCACUAGAAAUGAUGCCACAGGAUACUCGCCCUACUUCCUCAUGUUUGGAAGAGAGGCGCGACUACCCAUUGACCUGUGUUUUGGUGUGGGGUCAGAUGAAGAAAAUGACUUAAAGCACCACCAGUAUGUGGCUAACAUGAGAAAAGAACUUCAAAAAGCUUACCAGCUAGCCGCUGAUGCAGCUUCCAGGAACAAUGAACGAAACAAGAGACUGUAUGAUGCGAGAGUUCGGAAUCAGACACUUGAGGAAGGUGAUCGGGUGCUGGUUCGGAAUCUGGGCCUCACAGGAAAGCACAAACUACAAGACAGAUGGAAAUCACUACCUUACAUAGUGAUCGCCAAGUUACCCAAUCUCCCUGUGUAUCGUGUAAAACCAGAGAGAGGAACUGGUAUUGUGAGGACCGUGCAUAGGGAUCACCUGCUGCCCAUUGGUUACAUGGUCAGGAUGUCUGCUACAUCAGAAAAGACAGCGCGACCAAAGAGACCAAGGACCAGGGCACAGCAAGUAAGGUGUGAAGAUGAAAGUCAGACACAAAAUUUGGAGCAUCUGAGUGAAGAUGAUUGGUCCUCAGAGUCUGAAGAACAGUGUGUCUACUAUGAACCUCCUUUAGCCUUUCGCGACAGUGUUGAACCUCGACGUGAGGAGGUUGUGAGCCUUCCUGACCAUAUGGAAAGUGAUCAUCCCAGUGUUCAUGAAUUGUCCGAGGUGGAGGAACAAGGGGAAGAACUCUCAGUAGUAGUAGAUCAGACGGAGGAAAGUUCACAGCAACACCAAGACUUGGUGGGGGCUGAAGAGCUGGAGGACAGAGAUGUUCCUACACCUAGUAUCUCAGUUGGGGGUGCUGACUCACCAUAUGACCUCCAAACAAAAAGGAGAGUGAGACCUGUUUUGCGCCUCAGUUAUGAUGAACUUGGAAGGCCCACUGACAGACCUGUGACUAUUAGUUACCGAGGUAUGGUAAUUCAGAUUUGCUACGACCCUGACUCCUAAAUGUUAAUGCACUAGCCAGUACUCUUUAGUGAGAUUUUAACUGGCCUAAUGAAAAUAGGUCUGAUGGGGACAUUCAGACAUUCAGAAGGGGGAGGGUGUAGCCCUGGCUAUAUAAGUAGCUCAUUAUUUCAAUUUGUUCAUUAAUAUUGAUAGUUAAUUGCAAAUGUUUAAUGUGUUCAAGAAUGUAUACAAAUGCCUGCAAAGUAUGUGAUGUGUGUCAGUUAAAUGCACAACCUUUUUAUUUGUAUUUUGAGGUUUAUGUCAUUAUUUUUGAUAUGGUAUUGAUAUGUACUACAGCUCCAGUGAACCCUGAAGUAGUCUCAGGUAGAGGGGUGGGAGUAAGUGGGGAGCCGUGUGCACUCUGCAGGAAGCGAGAGAGACGAGAGCUGAACAGUGUCGAGUGAACGCAGAGUUCAUAGAAGGGCGACAGACGCAUUUUCGGGUUGACGGAUAGUUAACUGGAGUCGAGAACUGUUGUACCCUACUGUGAGUAGGAGGAGACGGACGUCUUGCUGGCGUGUCAGAGAGGUCCCUUCUGCUGGUGUGCUGAAGUUAUGUGUUCACGUGGGAGCACGUGGAAAGGACGACUGUGAGUGCUGCUGCCGCGGCCUGCUGGUAGCCGUGACCCAGUUUCCCCGCUAUCCCUUGAACUGCCUGGAGGUGUGAGUACUGUUGUUUGCACGUGCUUUUUAUUUUUACUGCUUGGCAACAAGUGAAGCGACCAUAUUGUUUUAGGUCCCAACGCACCCGAGCCACGACUCAGGCCUGCAACGAGGGGUUUGCUAGCAGAAAGACUGUAGCACUUGAGGUGUGUGUGUGUGUUGGUGAGAGUGCGUGUGGGCCCACAAUAUUAUUUGAUUAUUUUGUUUCUGUUGAGGUAGAUACCUUACCAUUGUUUAACAAACUUUAUUGAUUUUACUUAUUUUCUUUGUGUUGUUAAUUAAGCAUUCACUAAAGUGGAGUUAACUUUAUAAUUGACCUGCUUGUGUGUGAUUUAUUUCCAUAUAGUGUAGUUUUAUUGCAUAUUUAAUACCAUAAGCAUUAAAAAGGGAGUAUCAAUAGGAAAGUAACAACAGGAACCCAGGGCCCCUCUCAAUAGAACGUGGGACGGGUG